AUGCUGACUUUGCUAUUUUAUUUGAUUAAUCUCUCUUCAGCUGCAAAUGAAGACAAAUUGUCGUGCAACCAAAAAUGAUGUCAAAGCUCAUGGGUGAUUUUUACAUAGAGAGGGGAUAAGCACUGCGAUACAAGCUGCAUGACUUCGUACUGCAACUAUGAUUCAAGCUCCAAUUAUACCGUACGAGAUCAGUCUUCAUUCUGAUACUCAGAUUGCUAUUACGAUUGCAUAAAUAACGGAUGCGCCGAAGCAGUGCUCGGCAAUGGAAAGUGUGAUGAAUGCUGCAAUAUCCCUGAAUGCGGCUAUGACUUAGGUGAUUGCGGAUACUGCUCUCCUGGCUGUAAUCUUUAUUUAGGCUUUGACUAUAUGAUAGGAUCUAUUUGCUACCAGAAAUGCAACACUACUGCCUGUUAUUAUGACAUGAGCAUCUGCAUGGACUGCAGUCCAGACUGCUCAACCAACUUGCUAGGAAACGGAAAAUGCGAUUCUGCUUGUAAUACAGGAAGCUGCAACUAUGAUUUUGGAGACUGUCCUUCAGAAGAGUGCUCACGAGGAUGCUAUACAUGAUAUAUUGAUGAUGGAACUUGUCAAGAAGAAUGCUAUAAUAGUGCAUGCAACUGAGAUGCUGAUGACUGCGAUUGUGCGCCUGGAUGCAAUUCAACACUAAAAACAAACAGUGUUUGUGAUAAAGCCUGUAAUAACACCAAGUGCGAUUAUGAUAAUCAUAAAUGUGGGAGUUGUGCCAGCGGCUGCUAUGAUAAUAUGAUAGGGGAUGGAAUAUGUGACCCCGCUUGCGAUGUUGAAGCUUGCAACUAUGAUUUGACUGAUUGCAGAUGCUCGGCUUCAUGUGACAUGUCAAUGUAUGGAUCUUGCAGUGAGAAAUGCAUGGUAGGAAGUUGCUUAUACGAUCAAUUCAGCAACGAUACAAGUCGAAGAUGCUCUGAUACGAAUGCCAUUCUAUUUUAUAUGCACCUGCAACUGCUAAAAAAAGAUUUAUUUACAGUUCAAAGUAUAGACACGUGUAUGGGUAUAUGUCCUUAUAGUGCUGGAAGUUUAUUAAAAGAACAAGAAUGCUAUGCUGAUUGCAAUGACAUAAAUUGUAUAUAUUCUUGAUGUGAGUGCUCAGACCAGGAAUAUAUGGGGAUGAUAUGAAAAAACCCCCAGGGUUUUUUUUCAUGUAGUUUUUUUUCUGAUGAAAAUGACUGAAAAGUAGAAUUCCUGGAAUUUUCCAGAAAAAAAAAACCAACGGUAAUUUUCGAAAAUUUUGCAAACCAUACAGGAAAAAACCCCCCAUCCUCAAAAAAGACCAUUAUCGAAUUAAGAUCAUCAUAAGUAGAGAUAAAGCUACAAAAAUUCAAUUGCAAAGAUUAAUCACAUAAUUUAUUCUAAACUCUUAUUAUCAAUGAGAAAUGAAUAAAGUAAACAAAUAGCAUCUAAAUUAAUACUUGAUUUUGACAGUAGUAAUUUUUUGAUUCUCAAAAACAGCAUGAAAAAAAACUAAUUAAAAAUAAAUCAUUAAUACAAUCGCAUAAGAUAUAGUCCUCAAAAAGAGCGCUAAUAUAGGAAAAUAGAUAUCUACAGCAACAAUACAUCAAAUACUUGAUUAUUAGAAUCUAAACUCAUAAUAAAUUGCAAUUGUUAUAUUAUAUUAAAAAACAAAUAAAUAGGGAAAAAAAUUACAGGAAAAAACCCUCAUGAAAAAUUUAGGCUAAAAAACUGCAGGAAAAAAACCUCUAGGUACCCAAAAAAAUUACAGGAAAAAACCCAAUGGUGGUAAAAUCCUGGAAAAUUCCAGGAAAAAAACCCCUGACUCUCCCCCUUUAAAUUGAAACAAAAUUUAAUUUUAUAGAUAAAAAUAAAAAUUUUUAUGUAAAAAGUUUUUAUAUAAGUUAAAUGUUUCUUCUUAACUAAAAUCAAAAAUUCAUUUUAUCUUGCUCUUGUUUAAAGAAGAGAGCAUAAAGAGCAUCUUAUUUAAAUAAAUUUAUUAUCCUUAAUUGCUAAAUUUUUAAAAACAUUUAAUUUUCAAAAAUUUUUAUUUUUUAAAUAAAAAUAAUAUUUUUUUAUUUAAAUAAUUUUGAUAAAAAUUCAAUGCAAAUUCUUUACAAAAAUUCAAUAUUUACUUUAUUUCUUGCUUUAUUUUAAGAAUAGAGUAUAAAUAAAUUUUUUUAAAUAAAAAUUAGCACUUUGAUUAAUAAAUUUUCUAAAAUGUUUUUUAUCAAUAAAAAUAAUAAUUUUGUGUAAAUAGUUUUGAUACCAAUUAAUAGUGGCGUAUUAACUAAUAAUGAAAAUUUAGUUAUAUCUUGCUUUGUUUCAAUGAUUAAUGAGUAAAUAGCAUUUUAUUAAGCAAAUUUAUUAAUCUAAUUCGAUAAAUUUUUUAUAUAAAUUUUUUUUAUAAAAUUUUCUUAACCCCUUUUAAAUUGGAACAAAAUUUUUUAAUCCAAUAUAAAAUUAUAAAAAGCUUAUUUGAAAAAAUAAUAAUUUAAAAACCCCUUCACGAAAAGGUUAAAGACAUCUAGCACCAUUUAUAUAUAAAGUAUUAAGACGCAAUAAAAACACAUAAAAUAAAAUGAGAUCAAUGAUUACACUAUGAUAUCAUUUAUCCUAUUUUACUAUUUUAACUAUUUCUCACAUAUUGUAUCCACCUGCAGCACAUCUUGCACUAGCUAACCUUGUAUCAUCAUGUGCCACCUCACCUUGUACCACCUAUGAUAUAUCUGAACUAGAUCAUCUUGCAUCAACCUGCAGCACAUCUUGUAUGGCUUGAAAGCAUAUUUUGAUUUCUAUGAAACUAUGCCUGAAGAAGUACAUUAGCUAUCUGAAAAGUCAAAAUGGAAAUAAUGGCAUUUUUUAUGAGAAGUACAGAUUUGGCUUGGCAAAUAUUUUCAGUAGGUUCCCUUUGCUUACUCCCCCCCCCCUCCGUGAGCGAACAAAACCAUUAGAAAAAUCGCCAUUUUUUGACCAAAAACCCACCCUCCGUGAGUGAACAAAAUUUUUUUAUAGAAAAAAUUUUAAUGGAAAAAAAUUUUGAUAUAUAAGUGAUAAUUAGUAUAAUGAAAUCUAGAGCUAAUUCUGUUUAAUUUUAAACAAAUUGCGUUUUAAAAACAUAAAUUUUGCAAAUUAAAUUAAUAUUUGCUUCCCAAUUUUUGCAAAUUAGGAUUUUUUUAAAUUUCGAAAAAAAUAUUUUUUAUAAAAUUUAUAUAUAAAUUUUUUUUAAAAAAAAAAUUAACCCCCCUCCGUGAGCGAACAAAAUUUUUUUGUUCGCUCACGGAGGGGGGGGGGGAGUUAGCCACACGUUAGUUUACAAUGAAAAUAGUCUUUGUCAUUUCAGUUUUUUUAUGAUAUAGCUAUACUAAUUGACCAAGAAUAGCCCACUAAGGAGCCAUUCUUGGUCUGCCAGAAAAAAUUUUGACAAAAGAUCCUAAUCUGCCAUUACCACUGAGUUUUGGUGUUUCCAAAUUUUUUGGGCAAGCCAAAUGCAAUAAAAAAAAUUGUUCUUUUGCAAUGAUGCAUUUGGGUUGUCAAAAAAAUUUGGCAACAUCAAAACUCAGUGGUAAUGGCAGAAAAGAUCCUAAUCUGCCAUUACCACUGAGUUUUGGUGUUUCUAAAUUUUUUUUUUGACAAGCCAAAUGCAUCAUCGCAAAAGAACAAUUUUUUUUAUUGCAUUUGGCUUGCCCAAAAAAUUUGGAAACACCAAAACUCAGUGGUAAUGGCAGAUUAGGAUCUUUUUGUCAAAAUUUUUUCUGGCAGACCAAGAAUGGCUCCAUAGUGGGCUAUUUCUUGGUCAAUUAGUAUACUUUUACUCUUUAGGUAUUAUUCCAUAAAGAUUAAUAUUAAUCCUUUAAACUUUAGAGGCUAAUAUUGACAUAUCCUGCAGUACACUCACUCUGUACUAGCUAAUCUUGUAUCAACCUGUGACAAAUCCUGUGCUAGCUCAUCUUGUAUCAACUUGCAACUAGGUUUAAGAGCUAAAUAUGAUCAAGGUGUAACAAUGUCUAAAGAGUAAAAGUAAAGAGAUAAACUUAAAAUGGAACUAUUUGUCAAACCAAAUCUGUACUUGUAAUAAAACUGGAAUUUAUCAAUUCCAUCUUGACAUAUCAGAUCACUACAUACCUCUUGAGGUAUUGUUUCAUAGAGAUCUAAACGUGUUUUAAAGCUUUGCACCCGAUAAUAGCUUACCUUGCAUCACCUGUAAUUACUCCUGAACUCGCUCAUUUAUCAAUGAAUAGCGCAUCUACACUAUAUAGCUCACUUUGCACAACCUGCACUAGCUCAGCUUGUGCUACCUGUAGCAGAUCUUGCAUUAGCUCACCUUGUAUCAACCUGCACUAGCCCACCAUGCAUAUAUGUGGGACAUAUCCUGCACUUGAUGAUAUACUCUUGAUAAAUAAGCAUUUUCAUGUGCAUUGAGGCUGCUAGAUGUCUUACCUUUUUCGUAAAGGGGUUUUUAAAUUAUUAUUUUUCAAAUGAGCUUUUUAUAAUUUUUUAUCAGGGGUUUUUUCCUGGAAUUUUCCAGGAUUUUACCACCAUUGGGUUUUUUCCUGUAAUUUUUUGGGUACCUAGAGGUUUUUUCCUGCAGUUUUUUAGCCUAAAUUUUUCAUGAGGGUUUUUUCCUGUAAUUUUUUUCCCUAUUUAUUUGUUUUUUUAAUAUAAUAUAAACAAUUGCAAUUUAUUAUGAGUUUAGAUUCUAAUAAUCAAGUAUUUGAUGUAUUGUUGCUGUAGAUAUCUAUUUUCCUAUAUUAGCGCUCUUUUUGAGGACUAUAUCUUAUGCGAUUGUAUUAAUGAUUUAUUUUUAAUUAGUUUUUUUUCAUGCUGUUUUUGAGAAUCAAAAAUUACUACUGUCAAAAUCAAGUAUUAAUUUAGAUGCUAUUUGUUUACUUUAUUCAUUUCUCAUUGAUAAUAAGAGUUUAGAAUAAAUUAUGUGAUUAAUCUUUUGCAAUUGAAUUUUUGUAGCUUUAUCUCUACUUAUGAUGAUCUUAAUUCGAUAAUGGACUUUUUUGAGGAUGGGGGUUUUUUCCUGUAUGGUUUGCAAAAUUUUCGAAAAUUACCGUUGGUUUUUUUUUCUGGAAAAUUCCAGGAAUUCUACUUUUCAGUCAUUUUCAUCAGAAAAAAAACUACAUGAAAAAAAAAACCCUAGGGGUUUUUUUCAGCUCAACCCGAAUAUAUGCAAUGCUUUGACCAAAAUUGUAAAAAAUGCUAUGGAGAAAACCAAGGAGAUUGCUUCGAAUGUGAUUUUUCUAAAGGAAAAAUUUCACAAUUUUUUGGGUAUUGUCUGGAAUCAUGCCCUGCUGGAUAUUCUACUAACAAUAUAACUGGGGUAUAUCCGCUUUGCUUACCUUCUGCUGAUAACUCAACCAACAGCAAUCCUGCUAUUUACUAUGUGACUUCUAAAAAAACAAACGACACUUUGGGAGGGCUUGGAACAAUAAAAUCGCCCUUCCAGUCUUUAGCUCUAUCCUUGGCAUCUAUAAAUACCAAAUACUCAAUUAUUUAUUUGCUUAAUGAUGGAGUUCAUUAUCUCGAGCAAUUAAACCCAAAAUACCCAAUUGCUUUAACAGUGUCUGAUACUGCUAGGGCAGAUAAUUCUCAUAAUCAAAGGAAAAGCCUCACAAUAACGACUCAAAACAAUGAAAUUGUGUAUUUAAAGCCAAAAAUUGACGAGCCCAUUUUAACUGUGACUCUAAGCCAUACAGAGCAGCUCAGCAUAAGUAACGUUGCUUUCGACGGAAAGUAUUGAAUUCAUGGGGAAAAUCAAUGCUUGGACGAAUCUUGCACGUAUUGUCCUUUGGUGACUGAAAAAUACGACUCAACUUAUGUUGAUGACCGAACUGCUGGGAUAGUCAAUUAUACAAACCAGACUUAUUGCAAGGAGAAUUGAUAUUGAAACCUCUUUGAAGUGGCAGACGACACUACUUUGACGCUUACAAAUGUCCAGUUUCUUAAUUGGAGACUUCAAGAAAACUCACUGAUUAAAAGCACAGGAGGCAGUGUUUAUUUGUUUUGGGUAAAUUUUGAUAAUAUCCAAGUUGCUCCACUGAAUGACUCGGCAGUUAUUGUAUUUUUGAACUGCAGAAGUGACAGCUCUUAUGAAUGUGGAGAUUUUUAUUACGAAAAAGGAGCAGUGACUAGGCUUAACAAUGGCUAUGAGUUUUCAGCUUCGCUGGAUUUCAGAGGGUUUCUCACAGCAUUUAAGAUUAGAAGCAUAAAUUUCACGCAGGUAGAGUUCAAAAAUAACGCUGUUUAUUCAGCAAACUUUAAUAUUGCUUCUCUUAUUUAUGCAGAAAUUUACCGCCAAAUUAGCAUUCAGGACUGUGUCUUCGAAUACAACUACGCAAGUAAUGGGCUGGUAUUUUUAUUUCCUGUUAAAUUGGUGCUAUCAACAGAAGUAAAUGAUCAAAAUCAAGUCAUUGACUACUUGAUAAACCACAUCGAAAUUUUCAAUAGCAAUUUUACAAAUAACUAUGGUGUCUAUGCAGGGAUAAUUUCAGCGUAUUUCACAUCUGAACUUCAAAAUAUAUAUUUCGAAAAACUGAUCUUCGAGAACAAUGGGGCUUCUGCAGGAUAUUUAGUGUACAUAAUGAACCACGUUUUGAAAAAUUCUUACUUGUCAGAGACAACUGCAAUAGUCCAAACAUUCGCUAAAAGGAUUUUUUCAACCCAAAGUCAAAGGAAUUUUAAUUGGAAAAAUAUCACUUUUAGCAACAACUACUUUUUGUCUGGGGCAUUCUAUUUAUACCAAUUGGUGAACAUGAGAAUCUGCGAUUUAGUGAUGGACUCAAAUGGUGGAAACUCAAGCACAACUGGCAAUCUUAACGAAAUUCUAAUGAAUUCCUGGAUUGCUGAUACGUCACUUUAUAUUAAAGAUAAGGUCGAGGCUACUAACUUUAAUUGUGUUUCUCUUGCAACGUGAGAAGGCGUGUACUGUCCAUCAAUUGAAUACUCAGUAAUCACUAAUAAUUAUUGUGCUGAGUCAACUCCAGCAUGGAAUUUUAUUAAUUCAACCAAGCUGACUAUUCAAUAUUCAGAUUUUAUUGCAAACACUGGGAAAUCACAAUACACUCCAACGGUUUUGUUGAUAAUGGGUUUAGAUAGCGCAGUCAUUUCUGACGUAGCUUUUAUAAAUAACACAAAUAGUGAGAAUUCAGGGUAUGGAACAGUAUAUGGUUGCGGUAGUCUUUUGAGCUUGAAUUUUAGAGAAUGCGAUUUUAUAUCGAACUAUUCGCCUAUGGGAGGGUCAAUUAUGUUCAGUGGCUCUUAUCUCGUUAUAGACAGUUCAAGAUUUGAUUCAAAUUACUCACCGACUGAUGGGGGAUCCAUUUAUAUUAGACAAACAACUCUGAAUUUUGCAAAAUCGUGGAUCCGGAACUGCACGUUUCACAAUAAUUCUGCUAACUUGGACAUUCAUGGAAACGGAGGGGCAAUUUUCAUGGAUAAUUGAGGAAACUCAUGAAGUACGAUUUCAAUUGGCAUUGACCAGUCAAAUUUCACCAAAAAUUCAGCAAACCACGGCUCUGCAAUAUAUAUUGCAGGGUCAAUACGGUUGGUUAACAACUCAGCAAUCAACAACUGCAAAUUUGAGUCCAACACUGCCUUAGGAUCAGGAACUCUCGCUGCGCUCUACAAAUCUGGUUAUCUUCAGAUUUUCCAAACAAUUUUCAAUGAAAAUGUGGGCAGGCUCGGCGCUUCAAUAUAUGCAGAGCAUGGAGAAAAUUCUACAGCUUACCCUUCCUUGCUAUAUAUUGUAUCCUCAGUAUUUAAUUCUUCGCAUGGCAUUUCGGUCAUCAAUUUGGCCAAUUCUGACAUAUUUUCAUAUAUUUACACCAAAAACUGCUUGUUUUCAAACAAUAACGCAACUGUUUGAAUGAUGGAUUACGACCACUGGACUGAUGAAGACUCGAUUCUGGUUAAUAACACCGGGAGAUUAAGUGGAGGAGUUAAAAUGGUGGAUAAUUCUUUAGUAAAUUGUACAAAUACAGUGUUCAUCGAAAAUCAUUCGUAUAGUAACGGAGGUGCAGUAUCUGCUGGCACCAGCUCGGUGUUUCAGUGCCAUGAAUGCACUUUCGUAAAGAAUAAGGCCAACGGGUCUGGCGGUGCCAUAUAUAACGAGCAAAAUUCGAUGAUAAAUAUUUCUUAUUCAAGCUUUACAAGCAAUCAAUGUUCAGAUAAAGGCUCAGCUAUUUAUUUAUUGGGAGCAUUUUCGCCGAAAUCAAUAAUAAAAUCUUCGAUUUUUACUGAAAACAUUUCAAAAAAUCAAGCAACAAUUGCACUGCUUGAUGCUGAUAUAAUCAUAAGUGGUUCAGUAUUUAACAGCAAUCAAGCAGCUACAAUCACUCCCGGGAUACUUUUAACGCUUUCUAAUGCAACAAUAGCAAAUAGUGAAUUUCGGAACCAUAAUGGGCAAGAAGGGAGCUUUUUGUACGCUACAACGCAAAGCAUUGUAGAAAUUUCAAGCAGCUCCUUUGUUAAUGGUAUAAGUUACAGCUCAGCGGGAGCCAUUUACUCUAUUUCAAGUAGAAUCAAUAUUGACAGUAGCUAUUUCGAGGAAAAUCAUGCAAAAAAUGGCGGAGGUGGGGCUAUAAUGUCUUAUUCUAGUAGUUAUUUGCUAAUAACAAAUACCGCCUUCAAAAAUUCAUUUAGCUCAGAUGUGGGAGGAGUUAUAUGGUGCUACGAAAGCGACUUAUUCAUUUCUGGAUCUCAUUUCGAUACUUUUUUCAGUGGUGCAAUAUCAGCUUCGAAAAUGUAUUCAGUGACAAUCUAUAGCUCUACAUUUGAAGAUGGGAAUGCUACCUAUGGCGGGGCUUUUUUUUGCUUUCAAUGCGGCAUAGUAGAUAUUGCUGAUAGCUUAUUUGCAAAUAACUUUGCUUAUCAAGGAGGGGCUAUAUAUUUGACCACAUCAGCUGACCUUUCAAUAGGAAAUCCCUAUACAAUUGUCAGAUCUGCUUUCCACGAUAACAUUGCUUCUGUGGGUGGAGCAAUUUAUACAGACGACAUCAGUCUGAACAUAUCAUUUUCAGAUUUCAGAGGCAACAACGCCACUGCCAUGAUGGAAUCCACUACAGGAAUUAUUCCAAAUCAAGGCCUCGGAGGAGCUAUUAAUAUUGCAUGCAAAGACUUCAAGGACUGCGCUUUUCAUAUAUCACAGAACUCUUUUUGCAAAAAUCUUGCAUCAUUCAACGGAGGAGCAAUAAACUGGGUUGAUAUCAUGCCUACAGCUGAAUGCAAUAUUUUUAAUGAUAACAGCGCUAAAUAUGGAGCUGAUAUUUCAUCUUUUGCAAUUAAAAUGGUUGCUUUAUCUAAAAAUGGCAGCUUAGAAUGCAGCCACCGUGAUCUAGAAGAUGUUGCUUCAGAAAUUCUUAUAUUAGAAAGCAUUGCCCCUGGACAAGUUACUACAAGCCCUAUAUUACUUGCAUUGAUCGAUCCUUAUGGGCAAAUUGUAUCAACUGAUAGUGUGAGUGUAGCUGAACUAUCAGCAAAAGAUACAGCUUCGACAACUCUUUCAGGCAUUACAAAAGUUACAGCAGUGCAAGGCCUUUACUAUUUUGACUCAUUUGUAGUUUCAGCAGUGCCUGGAAAAAACGUUUCUAUUGUGGUAUCAACUGAUGGAAUUGAUGAAGCCAAAAUCAAAAAGGCUUCCAUGAAUAUUACAGAAAUUUCUACUAUUAAUGUCGAUGUGAUUUUGCGUGAUUGUGAAAUUGGAGAAAUCACCCUUGCCACGAGCUGCCAAAUUUGCCCUAAUGGCUCAUAUAGCUUAGAUCCAACAAGAGAUCACUGUAAAUCAUGUGAAGACAAGAUGAACUGCUAUGGAGGAUUCUUGAUCGCCCCCAAGGCUGGAUACUGGAGAUCCAAUAAUCUGACUGACCAUUUCUGGAAGUGCCCAAAUCCUUCGUCCUGCCUUGGCUCGCCCCCAUACCCAAAUAUUUCUUAUUCAGGACUUUGUUGCGAAGGCUAUGAAGGCAACUUGUGCCAGGCUUGCUCAACCGGGUAUUCAAGGACUUCUGCAAAUACUUGUGCGGUCUGCCCAGAUCCUCUCCUAAACUCUCUUCGAAUUGUUGGAAUUAUGGUAGCUGCAAUUAUCAUAUGCACUAUAAUGGUGAGCACCACUCGAAGCAGUGCUUACAAGCCUAAAUCCAUGGAGUCAGUCUAUAUAAAGAUCUUUGUCAAUUAUUUGCAGAUCGUAAUGCUGACAUCUACCUUCGACUUAUCAUGGCCUGAUAGUGUUGCAGAGCUGCUGAGGAUACAAGCCAACGCUGGAUCUGUAAGCUACCAAGUGUUUUCUUUCGACUGCUUUUUAGAUUCAGGACAGGGUCAGGCUCAAAUUUAUUUCAAUAAGCUUAUCAUAAUGAGCGUUGUUCCUAUUAUUAUGACCUUAGGCACUGUUCUCUUUUGGGGAAUCUAUGCUAUGCUGAAGCGGUCUAUGCCGUCUUUCAAGAACGAUAUAAUUUCUACAUAUGUCAUCCUUUUUUUCAUGAUUCACCCAAAUCUUAUCAAAAUGAUGUUUGGCGCGCUAUCCUGCGAGCAAAUCGAAUCAGGGGAAUAUUGGCUGGUCAAUGACUUAGACAUAAGAUGCUGGGAUGAUGAACACCUGUUUUAUGUCUUUUGUGUGGUCAUCCCUUCUAUUAUUGCCUGGGGAGUCGGCAUUCCUGCAGUUUCUCUGUUUUUCAUAUGGAGGAUGAGGAAAAAGCUAGACUCAAUCAGUGCCAGACUGAGGUUUGGGUUUCUAUUUAACGGGUACAGGAGGAAGUGCUACUAUUGGGAAUUCGUGAUUUUAUAUAGAAAAAUUCUUAUUUGCACUAUUUCUAUCUUUUUAGGAAACAUCUCGCCAGACAUUCAAGCUUUAACUGUUAUGUUUCUACUUAUGGUUUGCUUGUACAUUCAAAAUGAAAAUAAGCCAUACAUUGGAGAGGUUUUAAACAAAAUGGAAUUCAGGGCAAUCCUGGUGGCUUCUAUAACCAUUUACUGUGGCCUUUAUUAUUUAACUGGCGUGCUGGAUGAGAGCUCUAAAAUUGUGCUUUUCUCAAUCAUAGUGCUUGCAAACUUGUAUUUCCUUUACUAUUGGCUCUUCAAAAUGUUUGCAGCAGGAUUCCGAAAGGCCGCUACUCUAAUCCCUUGGCUCAAGCACAAGUGGGCUCAGAGCUCUGAUGGGUUUGAUGAUGACUUAUUUGAAAAGCCCAGGCCUAAGCACGUAACCAGAAGGUGGGGCAAAAAGAUGUUCUCUGUUGUCCCGACUGAAGAUGGGAUGCCAAUUGAGCCGACUAAUGCAGAUGGCUGCGAAGUUGUUAGCCUUGACAUGAAAGCAAUUUUUAAGAGAGUGCUAAAAAAUGAUAUAGAAAGAAAUAAAUUAAAUUGCUCUACAAUUGCAGAUUCAAACGAAGAGAUUUCUAACGCUCAUUUAACUCUAUAG
Molecule: messenger RNA, 11398 nt
Organism: Blepharisma stoltei
Lineage: Eukaryota; Ciliophora; Heterotrichea; Heterotrichida; Blepharismidae
Source: the annotation of a GenBank genome assembly